Messenger RNA from Parasteatoda tepidariorum (common house spider), 1830 nucleotides. RefSeq lists its product as uncharacterized. The record is from RefSeq and is a predicted model, not a curated record. Lineage: Eukaryota; Metazoa; Arthropoda; Arachnida; Araneae; Theridiidae. Gene Ontology annotation, molecular function: RNA binding.
CUGGUCUCAGUUCCAGUCUAGAAGUUAAGUCAGUUAGACACCCAAUCUACGCAUGCUGUUUGCAAAAAUGGUUUUGAUUGACAAAAAUAAGAAGAUGGAAUCUUUCCAACAAAAAAAAAAUCAAACUUGUUCCACAAUUGACUAUCUUGCGAGAAUAUACGAUAAAUGAGAAUAAAACUAUUUAUAAAUUUUAAGAAAUUGAAUAUUUUUCUACUCGUUUCGAUACAUUUGUGGCCAUGCAGCGUUACAAUAAUUUAAGUGAGUGCAUUAAAAUGUGCGAUAGAAUAUUAAGAACCAAUCCGUAUCCAAGAAGUGACUUGAUGAAACCAGAAGUUAGUCAAGUACAAAAUAUACAAAUAUUGGAAAAUUCAAGUACAAAUUUGCUAUUUCUCAAAACAGUGAACGCAUUCCACCCCUCCAGGACAAUAAUAGUGCAGAAUUUUCUACCAGAAGCUGAAGUGCACGUCCGAAGUUUCAUUGCCAUGUUUGGAAUCGUCGAGAUUUGUGAAGUUAUCGGAGAUGAUGCAUUAUCAGCUUUGGCAGUGGUGCAAUAUAAAUCAAAAACCUCAGCAGCUGAUUCUUUACUUGCGAUGCCGAAUUGUCAGAUUCGUGGCAACAACUUGGUUGUAAACUUAUUGUGGAAUGGCCCAUAUGAACAUAUUAGUUCCAUAACCUCCAGUGUUAUUCAUUCACCUCCUGAAUGCGCAGAAAAACGAGUUGUCUGUGUUGGACAUUUACCUAGAUCCAUCACAAAAGAGGCCAUCCUCAGGAAAUGCGAAAACUACGGUGUUGUAGAAAAUGUCAGGGUUCAACCUCAAGAACAAGGAGCAUUUGUAUUCGUUGUAUUUCAGUCUGCACUGUCUGCAGCUGUGGCUACUUACUGUUUACGCAAUAGUUCGCUGACCAGUGCAGCCUUGAUGCUUGGCUACGGAGAAAAUGGUAGUCCAGUUCUCCUAGGUCCGGCAAAAGUGAAGCCUUUAGAUCAGUAUCCUGUACCACUCUCAGCAUUUGAUGUGAGGUGUGUAUGCACAAGGUUUUUAGAUUAUUCUCGAAUGAAAGGAUUGCUUAUAAAUUUGCAGAGAAAACUUCCUGUACACCAUUUCUACCGACCUGGUUCACCUGAUUAUUGUUUAAGAAUACCAACAACUCAGAUAAAAGGAGUUUCCUUGUUUCUUGAGAUUCUUCUGUUUGAUGGCAACUUUGUGAGGAAUGGCGAAGAUAUUACUGAAAUGGCCUACCAGCUUUGUACUCAUAAGUACUUAUUUAGAUUUUCAGUAGACUUUGGACUUCAUAAGCCAGUAAUGAGUCACGAUGACAGAAACUUCCGUGCGACAACACAAUAUGUCAAAUGGAACUCUCUAUUUGUUCUAGAUCUUCAAAUCUGCUACCCUUGGGGCCACUCAGACCCCAUGAUAGAACCUAGAAUACAAGGAAUGAACCACAUAUACAGUGACAUUGAUUCUAAAGCAUUUGAAGAGGGAAGAUCUUCAUGGUUUGGGACCGUACUUCGGCAUUCUGUUGGGAGUUUAACAACUGGUGAUGCUUACCCGCUAUUACAUAGGAAUAAGGUAAAUUACCUUAUUAAUAGUGAUCUGCCUUUCAUAAGAAUAGUUGGUUCUUACGAAGAUAUCAAUAACUACCAGAUUCCCAUUCAUGCUUAUUCUGAUUUACAACCGAGCUUUAAAACCAAUCAACAGAAUAGCUGAACAAUAAGUUGUUAUAGAUGAAAGUGAAAUGUUUUCGCUGCUAAGAAUAGUUUGUUGUUUUUUUUAAGUUUUUUUGCAAAGUUUAAAAUUGUAUUUUUAUAAAAUGAAUUAUUUUUGAAUUGAA